AUGACGAUUUCUCCUUCCCUACUAUCCUCCUCCUCCUCAGUCUCCCACUUCCUCCCUCGCUUCCCAAACUCCACCAGGCUCAAUGCACUUCCUUCACGUACCAGAGCCCUCACCGUCCUCGCAACAUCCGUAACCGACCUAACCUCCGUCGACAGCACAACCAUCGCCGUACUCGGAGGCGGAUCCGUAGCAGCUCUAGCGACGAUCGUCUCCCUAACGGAUCCGGAGAGGAGGCGGAAACUGCAAGCGGAGGAAGUCGGGGGAGGCGACAAGGAGGUUGUGAGGGAGUAUUUCAACAGCACCGGGUUCGAGCGGUGGAGGAAGAUCUACGGAGAAACCGACGAAGUGAACCGCGUCCAGAAAGAUAUACGAAUCGGCCACGCCAAAACCGUUGAGAAAACGAUGCUUAUGUUAACUGAAGAAGGUUCGUUAGCAGGCGUAACGGUCUGCGACGCUGGUUGCGGAACUGGAUUGCUCUCGAUUCCACUUGCUAAGGAAGGUGCGAUCGUCUCCGCUAGCGAUAUCUCUGCAGCUAUGGUCGCCGAAGCUGAGAUGAAGGCGAAGCAGCAGUUAGGAUCAGAGAAUCUACCGAGAUUUGAAGUGAAUGAUUUGGAAAGCUUGAGUGGGAAGUAUAACACAGUUGUAUGCCUAGACGUGUUGAUACAUUACCCUCAGAACAAAGCUGAUGGGAUGAUUUCACACCUCGCUUCGUUAGCUGAGAAGAGAGUGAUUCUGAGUUUCGCACCGAAGACGUUUUAUUACGAUAUCUUGAAGAGGAUUGGUGAGCUUUUCCCAGGUCCUUCAAAGGCUACGAGAGCUUAUCUACAUUCGGAGGCGGAUGUUGAAAAUGCUUUGCGUAAGGUUGGGUGGAGGAUCAGCAAGAGGGGACUUAUUACAACUCAGUUCUACUUUUCUAGGCUUAUCGAAGCAGUUCCAAUGUAG
Eruca vesicaria subsp. sativa (arugula) is the source of this 942-nucleotide messenger RNA. The record is from the annotation of a GenBank genome assembly. Lineage: Eukaryota; Viridiplantae; Streptophyta; Magnoliopsida; Brassicales; Brassicaceae.